Molecule: messenger RNA, 1995 nt
Organism: Trichobilharzia szidati
Lineage: Eukaryota; Metazoa; Platyhelminthes; Trematoda; Strigeidida; Schistosomatidae
Source: the annotation of a GenBank genome assembly
AUGGUUGGAGAUCGUACCACAAAACAAAGAUUGUCUACAGAAGGUUUAAGAGCUGAAUACGAUGUUAUGUAUGGAUGGGAAUUUGCUGAUGCUACUGGCCGAUCAAUUGACUCCAGUUUAUUCGCUGACAGUGUAUCCAUCGAUUCAACUGGCAGUCUACGUUUAAGAGAUUUAGUAGCACCGAAUCGUGGAAAUUUACCCUAUAAAAUACGUUGUGUUGCUGUAGUCAGUAAACGUCCAAGUACACCGGAAGAGAAACCUGGUCCAUCAAAAUCAUAUAAAUCUGAUUACUUUGGAUUAGAUAUUAAACGGCCGGAUGGUACAUCGACGAGAAUUAUUGGUGGUAAAGUUGACAUUGCUGGAAACUUAGUCAAAGUGAAGAUUGAAGGUUUAAAACCCGAUGGGACAUUUACCACACAACUUGGUGGAAAUGCUACCAUUAAAUGUCUUGCUAUUGAUUCAGAAACCAAUGAACCAAUUGAAGAUGUAGCUGUUGGAUGGGAUAUUCGACGAUCGAAUGGAGCCAUUGUGAAUAUGGGUAUUUUAGCAGAUCAAGUUAUACAAGAGAUGAAUAAACUUGAUUUCUAUUCAAUGAAACCGUUGAAUUCAUUCACUGAUGAUAUACAAGGAAGAUGUUUAGUUUAUCGAGGGAAUCAAAUAUAUCGGUCGGAUUAUUUUAAAGUUAAAGUUUCUACUACACCUAAAGAGACAGAGAUUGAAGGUGAUGGUCGAAUUGUAGUACGUUUAGUCAAUAUCCCGCUUACAGAUCGUAGAAUUAUUUUGGAACCAGGUGAAAUAGAGUCAAUCCAAUGUGUUGGAACAGAUGCUCAAACUGGUGAAGAAUUGACCUAUCUAACCUAUGGUUGGGAUUAUUACUAUACCAUGCCUGAAAGCUCACUGCCUAUUCAAGGUUCCCUCGGUCCUAUGGUGAAGAGAGUUGAAGAAUCCCCAUCAGGUUAUUUGUAUAUUACACCAAGUAGUGAAUUAAAUGACAAAGGUGAAGCUUAUCUACGAUGUCGUCUAUCGAAUGGAACAGCUGUCUACUCAUCACCAUACUAUCGAUUGGUUUCAGAAGCUGAUGCUGAAGCAGGCGAAGUUAUUCCAGUAUCUCCUGCUGCAAGAUAUCUUAUCACUGUGCACGGUUUGAAUGAUGACGGAAACCUGUUGAUCAAGCCAGAGGAUAAGGUUUCCUUAGAAUGCAGUGCUAUUGAUACCACAACACGUCAGCCAGCUGAGAAUGUCUUAUACGUCUGGGAAUUCCAAGCAGCUAAUGGUCAUCCACCGAAAGGUGAUUUCCAAUUCGCUGAAAAUCAAGUUUCAAUCGAUAAUUUGGAUACAGCAAGUGGGACUAUUAAAGGUCGAUGUAAAGUCUCCCAAAAAGGAUCAAAUAAAUGGGAUAGUUCACCUGACUUCAUAAUCCACUUGGAAAGACAUCCUGAUGAAGCAGAAAUUAUUCCGCCGAUAAUCGAUAAAGAUGUUGAUGACGAAAAGCGAAAAGAGUACGAAGAAGCUAUUCGACAGAAAGGAGUUAAAGAAGCUGAUGAUGAUCGCGUUGUCGUCACUGUGGACGGAUUGAAUGAUGCGGGGCAUCUGAUUGAAGCUGGUGGUGCUGAAAAGACACUGGAUUGUAAUGCUGAAGUUCAAGAAGGCGUAAAUUCUGAAAUACUCGCUUAUAGUUGGGAAUUAAUGGAUGCCUAUGGAAAUCCUGUCUCUCUAAGUAUUUUAGCCGAUAAUGUCGUGAUAACAAGCAGCGAUGGAGUAUUAAAGCUAAACGGAUUACGUGUUAGUGAGUUAUCUCAACGGGGUGACUUGAAAGGACGAUGUACUGUUAAAGUGAAGAUAACAAAAUCAAUUGAAAUGCCAGAUGGUACACAGAAAGAGAAAACUGAACAAUUGAUUUAUAAGUCAAAUAUGUUUGGUGUAGCAAUUACAGAAAGUGGUGAUUAUACUGGAACUAUCGAUUUCUCCAUGAAAGCAUAUCAGUUAGAGAAUUAG